Molecule: messenger RNA, 2185 nt
Organism: Microcebus murinus (gray mouse lemur)
Lineage: Eukaryota; Metazoa; Chordata; Mammalia; Primates; Cheirogaleidae
Product: glycine receptor subunit alpha-4
Biological process (GO): monoatomic ion transmembrane transport
Cellular component (GO): plasma membrane
Molecular function (GO): glycine binding; transmitter-gated monoatomic ion channel activity; transmembrane signaling receptor activity
Source: RefSeq, a predicted model, not a curated record
UUCGGAGGGUGCAUGGAGGGGGGGUUGGAGGGAGGGAAACAUCUUCCUACUGGUCUCCCUCCUCCCUCCCCUCCAAGACUCUCCAGGGUUUGGAGAGUGAUUGCUGCCCAAAGAGAACCUUUUCUAGCUCCCAGCUGGCAGGCUGAGGCCCUCCGGAGCCCAGGGCAAUCCCAAACAGGAGCCGGUAGGGUUAUCUGUGUCAGGAUCAUUUCCAAGGGAAUAGUUCUGGCCCCUGACUGAUAAAGGCAGGGCAGAGAAGAGGCAGAAGAGGAGAGAGAGAGAGCACAACUCCUAGCCCGGCUGCACGGGCUGCUUUCGAGCUGCCCAAGUUGGAGAAAGGCUCUGUACUUCUGGUGUUCCUGCAGGGAUACCCCCUCACAUUGGCAGCCAGGCUGACAAAGGGCUCCAAGAUCCCUGCGAAAUGACAACUCUUGUUCCUGCAACCCUUUCCUUCCUUCUCCUCUGGACACUGCCAGGGCAUGUCCUCCUCAGGGUGGCCUUGGCAAAAGAGGAAGUCAAAUCUGGGACCAAAGGGUCCCAGCCCAUGUCUCCCUCUGAUUUCCUAGACAAGCUUAUGGGACGAACAUCUGGAUAUGAUGCCAGGAUUCGACCCAAUUUUAAAGGCCCACCCGUGAAUGUGACCUGCAACAUCUUCAUCAACAGUUUCGGCUCCGUCACUGAGACCACCAUGGACUACCGGGUGAAUGUCUUCUUGCGGCAACAGUGGAAUGACCCACGCCUGGCGUACCGAGAGUAUCCUGACGACUCUCUGGACCUCGAUCCUUCCAUGCUAGACUCCAUCUGGAAGCCAGACCUGUUCUUUGCCAACGAGAAAGGGGCCAACUUUCAUGAGGUGACCACGGACAACAAGUUACUGCGCAUCUUCAAGAAUGGGAAUGUGCUCUACAGUAUCAGGUUGACCCUAAUUUUGUCCUGCCCGAUGGACCUCAAGAACUUCCCCAUGGACAUCCAGACCUGCACGAUGCAGUUGGAGAGCUUUGGCUACACCAUGAAUGACCUCGUGUUUGAGUGGCUGGAAGAUGCUCCUGCUGUCCAAGUGGCUGAGGGGCUGACUCUGCCCCAGUUUAUCUUGCGGGAUGAGAAGGAUCUAGGCUAUUGUACCAAGCACUACAACACAGGGAAAUUCACCUGCAUCGAGGUAAAGUUUCACCUGGAACGGCAGAUGGGCUACUAUCUGAUUCAGAUGUACAUCCCCAGCCUACUCAUCGUCAUCCUGUCCUGGGUCUCCUUCUGGAUCAACAUGGAUGCUGCUCCUGCCCGUGUGGGCCUGGGCAUCACCACCGUGCUCACCAUGACCACCCAGAGCUCUGGCUCCCGGGCCUCUUUGCCAAAGGUGUCGUACGUGAAGGCAAUCGACAUCUGGAUGGCUGUGUGCCUGCUCUUUGUGUUCGCUGCCCUACUGGAGUAUGCUGCGGUCAAUUUUGUCUCCCGUCAGCAUAAGGAAUUCAUACGACUUCGAAGAAGGCAGAGGCGCCAACGCAUGGAGGAAGAUAUCAUCCGAGAAAGUCGCUUCUAUUUCCGUGGCUAUGGCUUGGGCCACUGCCUGCAGGCAAGGGAUGGGGGGCCAAUGGAAGGUUCUGGCAUUUAUAGCCCCCAACCUCCAGCCCCUCUUCUAAGGGAGGGAGAAACCAUGAGGAAACUCUACGUGGACCGAGCCAAGAGAAUUGACACGAUCUCCCGGGCUGUCUUCCCUUUCACUUUCCUAAUCUUCAAUAUCUUCUACUGGGUUGUCUAUAAAGUGCUGCGAUCAGAAGAUAUCCACCAGGCACUGUGAACAGCAUGAAGGCUAUAGAGUCCAGCUGCUGGCUUCUUGCCUCCUCCUGGGUGGCUUUCCCCCUCCUUUAGACUCCAUCAGGGGCUUGAACAGUUCCUUCCUGAUCUCCCAACUCAGAACUUCAACUACCAGUCCCAAAGCUACGUGGGCCUAUACUGCAUGGUGCCAAUGGUGGCUGUACUUACAAAGAUGGCUUGUCUACCCUAGUCUAGAUUUUCUCCAUACUCUCCCAUUUCUUUCAUGAGAGUGAGGUUUGGCCAUGUUCCUGGGGCCAGGAUGACCUUCUGCCCUUGCUGGAGCCUCUCUGUUUUCCAAUACUCUAGUGCAGGGGUCCUCAAACUUUUUAAACAGGGCCCCAGUUCACUGUCCCUCAGACCAUUGGAGGGCUGU